This is a messenger RNA of Penicillium oxalicum, 729 nucleotides long. RefSeq names its product putative 26S proteasome non-ATPase regulatory subunit Nas2. Gene Ontology annotation, molecular function: protein binding. Lineage: Eukaryota; Fungi; Ascomycota; Eurotiomycetes; Eurotiales; Aspergillaceae. The transcript is spliced from 4 exons. Bases 1 to 729 code for a protein of 242 amino acids. The record is from RefSeq and is a predicted model, not a curated record. Gene Ontology annotation, cellular component: cytoplasm; nucleus. Gene Ontology annotation, biological process: proteasome regulatory particle assembly.
AUGGGCAUUCUCAUGGACGACAAUAUUCAUGCUCCUACGGUGGCCUCCGGACCGACGUCCGGAGCCGCGCCACGCGAUUUCUCUAAGCUCACUAUGCCCGAGUUGAUGCAAGAGAAGGAACGGAUCGAGGCGGAGCUCAUGGCGCUCAGCAGUGUUCUCAGCUCGCACGGAGUGAACAUGACUUCCUCUCUCACAACCUUUGAUGGGUUUCCCCGCGAUGAUAUUGACAUUGCUCAAGUCCGAACAACGCGUGUACGAAUCAUUCAUCUGCGAAAUGACCACAAAGAUGUAAUGAAUCACCUUGAAAAGGGUCUUCACGCCCACUUUGCUCAGCUACAGAAUGCCCAGGCCGGCGGCUCAGCUCCUAAUGGCACAGCGCCGUCUUCGGCCUCACAACCCUCCGCCACAGAGAGCUCUAUCGCGGACGCCGGUUCUCUUGGAACUCCCUUUGCUCGAGUGAAUACAGUGGAACCCGGGAGUCCAGCCGCGGAAGCAGGGUUAAAGACUGGUGACCUGAUCCGCGCCUUCGGAGGGGUGCAUUGGCUGAACCAUGAGCGCCUGUCAAAGGUCGCCGAAGCAGUGCAGCAAAACGAAGGACGCCCACUCACUGUCAGGGUAAGCAGACGAAAUAAUGAUUCCGCAGACACCGUCGAGGUUGGUCUGCAGUUGACUCCGCGUCGGAAUUGGGGAGGUCGCGGUCUUCUUGGCUGCCACCUCGUGCCUUUGUAG